AUGAAAAUGAUGCUUAUACAGACAGGAAAUGGUAGUGCUUACGAUUUGUUCAUGUCUAACGAUUCAUUAAAUGUUAAUGACGAAGAAGCCAUGUCAUUACACUGCUCUAAAAAUCCAUCGAGGAAACACUUUAAGUCGGAUAUCAUCAAUAACUGGUCCACAAUAGGAAUAGAUCAGGUUAGAGUGUCAGUUUAUGUGGAAGGUAUUGAACAGGUAUUUCUUUUGUUCAAUGGAAGUGAAACAAACAAAACGAACUGGUUUAAUAAGAGUCGGUUAAUUAACAGUAGUUACAGUGAUCUGAAUGAGCAAACUAUCUCUUCUUUUUUUUCUGUGGACGGAACAAAUGGAAAUUCUUCGGACUAUGAUAAUGUCGACUACUAUAGAAACAGUUUUUACAUAAGAAAUGAAUCAACUGGUAAUGGUUACACAGUUGAUAAUGGUUGGUUACUUGUUGGAGAUGAACAAGAAAACUGCAGUUUUGAGAGAAACAUAAAAGACAAGCCCUUCAUUCUAUUCAGCAAACCUCCGUACAUUUCUAAAGCAUUGAACCAUACAUUAGCGGACAGUUUGGCAAUAUUUGUAAAGUUCUCAAGUAAAGCCAAUUGUUUGAGUCCAUUUGUCAUGAACUGUGUUCACGAGAAUUCGGAAUGUAUAACUAACCUUGAACAGAAUUCAACCAACCUUGCAGAGACAUCAUCAACCAACCUUGCUGAUACAUCAUCAACAGACCUUGCAAACUUUGCUGAGACAUCAUCAACAAACCUUGCAGAGAUGUCAUCAACCAACCUUGCUGAGACAUCAUCAACAAUCCCUGCACAUACAUCAUCAACAAAGCUUGUUGAUACAUCAUUAACCAACCUUGCAGAGACAUCAUCAACCAACCUUGCUGAUACAUCAUCAACAAACCUUGCUGAGACAUCAUCAACAAACCUUGUGCAGACAUCAACAAAACCUACACAUGCAUCAUCUACAAACCAUACACAGCCUUCAUCAACAAACCCUGCGCAGACAUCAUCAACAAACCUUGCGCAGACAACAUCUACAAGCACUUUGCACACAUCAUCAACAAAUCCUGUGCAAAUAUCAUCAACAAACCCUGUACGGACAUCAACAAAACCUACACAGACAUCUACAAACCCUGAGCAGACAUCAUCAACAAAUCAUGUACAGACAUCAACAAAACCUACACAAAAAUCCUCAACAAACCCUGCAGAGACAUCGACAAAACCUACACAAACAUCAUCAACAAAUCCUGUACAGAUACCAACAAGCCCUGCGCAGACAUCAUCAACAAACCUUGCAGAGACAUCAUCAACAAACCCUGCACAGACAUCACCAACCGACCCUGCACAGACAUCAUCAACAAACCCUGCACAAACAUCUACAAACACUGCGCAGACAUCAUUAACAAACCCUGCGCAGAAAUCAGCAGCAAACCCUGCAGAGAUAUCAUCAACAAACCCUGCACAAACAUCUACAAACACUGCGCAGACAUCAUUAACAAACCCUGCGCAGAAAUCAGCAGCAAACCCUGCAGAGAUAUCAUCAACAAACUCUGCACAUAUAUCAUCAACAAACCCGGCACAUACAUCAUCAACAAACCCUGCGCAGAAACCAUCAACAAACUCUGCGCAUACAUCAUCAACAAACCUUGCAGAGACAUCAUCAACAAACUAUGCACAAACAUCAUCAUUAAGCCCUGCGCAGACACCAUCGACAAACUCUAUGCAGCAGUCAUCAACAAACCUUGCACAGACAUUAUCAACGAGCCCUGCGGACAGACCAUCGGCAAACUCUGCGCAGACAUCAUUAAAAAACCCUGCACAGAUAUCCCAAACAAACCCUGCACAUACAUCACCAACAAACCCUGCACAAACAUUAUCAAAAAGCUCUGCACAGAAAUCAUCAACAAACCCUGCGCAGACAGCAACAGUUAACCGUGCAGAGACAUCAUCAACAAAAUCUGCACAGACAUCAUCAACAAAUCCUGCACAGACAUCAUCAACAAGCCCUACACAGACACAAUCGAUAAACCCUGUGAAAACACCAUCGACAAACUCUGUGCAUCCAUCAUCAACAAACCCUGCAGAAACAUCAUCAACAAACCCUGUGCAGACAUCAACAACAAACCCUGCACAGACAUUAUCAACAAACCGUGUGCAGACAUCAUCAACAAACCGUGUACAGAGAUUAUCAACAGACCGUGUACAGAGAUCAUCAACAAACCGUGUGCAGAGAUCAUCAACAAACCGUGUGCAGAGAUCAUCAACAAACCGUGUGCAGAGAUCAUCAACAAACCCUGCACAGAGAUUAUCAACAAACCGUGUGCAGACAUCAUCAACAAACCGUGUACAGAGAUUAUCAACAAACCGUGUGCAGACAUUAUCAACAAACCGUGUGCAGAGAUCAUCAACAAACAUUGUGCAGAGAUCAUCAACAAACCGUGUGCAGAGAUCAUCAACAAACCGUGUGCAGACAUCUUCAACAAACCCUGCACAGAGAUUAUCAACAAACCGUGUUCAGAGAUCAUCAACAAACCGUGUGCAGACAUCUUCAACAAACCCUGCACAGACAUUAUCAACAAACCGUGUGCAGAGAUCAUCAACAAACCGUGUGCAGAGAUCAUCAACAAACCGUGUGCAGAGAUCAUCAACAAACAGUGUGCAGAGAUCAUCAACAAACCGUGUGCAGAGAUCAUCAACAAACCGUGUGCAGACAUCUUCAACAAACCCUGCACAGACAUUAUCAACAAACCGUGUGCAGACAUCAUCAACAAACCGUGUGCAGACAUCAUCAACAAACCCUGCACAGACAUUAUCAACAAACCGUGUGCAGAGAUCAUCAACAAACCGUGUGCAGACAUUAUCAACAAACCGUGUGCAGAGAACACCAACAAACAUUGUGCAGACAACCUCGAAAUACCCUACGCAAACAUCAACAAACCCUUUGCAGACAUCAUCAACAAACUUUGCGCAGACAUCACCAACAAACCCUAGACACACAUCAUCAACAUCUUCUUCUACAAAAAGUGAAGAUCUGCAGAUUAUAAUAGACAGGAUCAAAAUGGAGCUUACUGUAGAGAGAAAAUCAACCCAAAAGUACAGGAGAUCUCUGACGAGUGCCCCGGAUGAGAGAACAUCAUCCAAAAUAAUGGGAAUAAUUGGUGGAACUGUUAUUAUCUCUGUUAUUGGAUCAAUAGUGCUACUGGACUGCGCCACCUGUAAUACGUGUAGAAACGGUAAAGCAAAGAAAGCCGCUACUAAGUAACAUUAAAAUGUGUUUCUACAUGAUAUUGAUUGAUGUUGUGCAAGAUAGUGACAUAACAUAUAUAUAUAUACAUAUUAGUCUAUUCUUAUAUCAAAAUGAAGGAA
This is a messenger RNA of Mytilus trossulus (common blue mussel), 3371 nucleotides long. RefSeq names its product mucin-2-like. Bases 1 to 3267 code for a protein of 1088 amino acids. Lineage: Eukaryota; Metazoa; Mollusca; Bivalvia; Mytilida; Mytilidae. The record is from RefSeq and is a predicted model, not a curated record. The transcript is spliced from 7 exons.